Messenger RNA from Manis javanica (Malayan pangolin), 1706 nucleotides. It is a transcript of the gene SUMO3, whose product is annotated as small ubiquitin like modifier 3. Gene Ontology annotation, molecular function: protein binding. Lineage: Eukaryota; Metazoa; Chordata; Mammalia; Pholidota; Manidae. The record is from RefSeq and is a predicted model, not a curated record.
ACCCACGCGCGGCCAAUUGGCGCGCCGGGAUUUGGGGGGCAAAGCGCGGCCCCGCGGGCAGUUGCGGCGGGCCGAGAGCGUGACUCGCCCGCUCCGGCGCUGCUUGCUUCUCGCCGCCCGCGCUCUGCGCAGCCAUGUCCGAGGAGAAGCCCAAGGAGGGAGUAAAGACAGAGAACGACCACAUCAACCUGAAGGUGGCCGGGCAGGACGGGUCUGUGGUCCAGUUCAAGAUCAAGAGACACACUCCACUGAGCAAGCUGAUGAAGGCCUACUGCGAGAGGCAGGGCUUGUCAAUGAGACAGAUUAGAUUCAGGUUUGAUGGGCAACCAGUUAAUGAGACAGAUACCCCAGCACAGCUGGAAAUGGAGGAUGAAGACACCAUUGACGUGUUCCAGCAGCAGACAGGAGGCUCUUGGGAGACCAGCCCUUGCUUGGGGUGCCUCCAUCCUCACAUCUGCUAUUGAAUAGUGAACGCGUGACCAUCCGAGUCGCAAAGGAGCCCGAAGCCGAGAACAUUCACCGAAAUUACUUUCCUCCCUCUUUGUACUGCAGCUCAGAACUCCAUCUGCAGCAGUGAAUCCACAGCUUAGGGCUGGCCAAUCACAGUCAUAUCUUGGUUCAGAUAGAACGAGUUGCGAGGUUUCUUGGGUUGGUUUUUGUUUUUCCCUCUUUCUGUAACAUUUCCCCCAACUUGUGGCCUGAAUGUCCACUUUUAGUCUGGGUGGGGAUCUUCUCCCAGGCAUUGAUCCCCUGCCCCCACUGCUUAUUGCAGUCAUGUAGAGAACUCACAUCACCACAGUGGGGGGCUUCUGUUGGACUGAGUGUUGGGGGCAUGGUGGGGAAGGAAGAAACUUUCACUUACACUAUUUCUUGUAGGCACAGGUUUUUAAAAUGCUAAUGUUGCAAAUUAUGUUUUGUCAGAAUAUGGUAAAGUUGAAGGGAAAUACUGGAACACUUUUUAAAGAAUAAAAAGAAAAAUAAGUCCUUCAGGAACAUGGCCCUGGGCACUGUGCUCCUUGUACCCCCAGGGGCAGGGUCAAAGGCUCAGGACCCAUGACCACCCAUUGCCCUGCCAUGUUGUGUGGCAAGCCUGGUGUGGCUGAAACUGGCUUAUCCCUUGAUAUGGAAGAAAGCAACUCCCACAUUUCCCGCUUGAUAUUAGUACUGUGGCCUCAGAUUUCUUCUAGUAUUUGCUUCUGAUGAAUAAUUAUGGUCUAUACAUAAAAAGGUAAGAUUUAAGUAUUGCUGAAUUUGCAGUUUUGUGUUAAGAGCUAUUUGAAAGUGUGGUUACAAAUGAAGCUCAUGGAAAAAUGACUUCGUCUUCUCAUGGGCUUGUGCUAUGCUGCUUUCCAAACAGGUAUGGAAUUUAUGCAUUAGUAUGUGAUUUCAGUUCUGUGAAGCAUUUUGGGAUCUGUACCAAUUAACCUGAUAGUUCUGCUGUCCACCUGUGUGGAUCCACUGAUGGUCCUCCUCGGUUGUUCUAGUCACCUGCACAGUGACCAUGAUCAUCAUCUCUUGCUUGCCUCAAAUCUUGCUCAAGAUGUUUGCAUUUCCUCUGUUGUGCUGUUUGGGUGUGGGUGGGAUGUCUGCUGGCUCUCUUGUGUUUAUUCACCAAUUUGUACAUUAUUUGUUGUCCUUUACUACUGUAAACAGUAAAUAUAGUUUGAUAUUCUGUCUCUUGGCUUGUAUUAAAUACUGCAUUUGGA